AUGGGAUUUUGUUCAUUUUCUAGAUGUGAAAUUUUCUGCAAUAACUUAAACCCUUUUAGUAACAAAAAAAAUAAUUAAAACAAGUAACUUCCUAAUUAUGCUAAUAAUUUUUAAAGACUAUAAUCAAGCGAUGAAGGUAUAAUGAGGUAGAGCUUUGAUGAUCAGUAGGAAGAGUAGAAAAAUUAAUUUUCAGCAGAACUAAGUUUUAAUAACUUUGAAGAAGAAAAAAAAUAAGAAACUAAUAUGUAAAAUGAUAUACCUCCUGUAAAUGAGGGUGAAUUGCUUUCUUAAGAAUUAUAUUAGUCGUUUUAAAAUACACAACUAGCUGAUUUGAGCAAAUUUGUUGAAAGGGCAUUUGAUCCUACUAUAAAUCUAAAAGAAUAUUAUAAUCAGGUGCAAAUAAACCAAUCUAAUUAGCCUUCUAAAAGAGGUAAAUCUGAGUAUAGGCUAAUUACCUUCUUUAUUAACUCAGUAAAAUAUCAUUUGCAUGCAUAUAAAAUUUUAUUAGGUAAAUAAUAUGUUGAUGAAUAUAAAAAAUUCAAAACUCUUAAAGAUUUGCAUUAACAAAAUGAUUAAAAUGCAAAAGAAAUUAGCAUCAAAAGUAUAUCUUAAGAUGAUUGCAUCAUACACUACUUUUUAUUGAAAUAAUAAUGA
Molecule: messenger RNA, 654 nt
Organism: Tetrahymena thermophila SB210
Lineage: Eukaryota; Ciliophora; Oligohymenophorea; Hymenostomatida; Tetrahymenidae
Exons: 1
Source: RefSeq, a predicted model, not a curated record